CGGGCGCCGCCGUGGGCGCUCCCCGUCCGCGUCCCGGCCCCCCGCCCGGGCUGACGGAGCCCGCCGGAGCCGGCGGAGGAGGAGGCACCGGAAUGGAGGGCGAUCGGCCGGAGAGCGCGGUUGCCAUUAAGGGUAUCGAAAGAGAGCUUAUCUGCCCAGCAUGCAAGGAGUUGUUUACCCAUCCACUGAUCCUUCCAUGCCAGCACAAUGUCUGUCACAAAUGUGUGAAAGAAAUACUUUUUGCAUUUGAAGACUCUUUUGCUGAUGGAGGCUCUGAAUCCUCUAAUCAGAGUAGCCCUCGAAUCAGAAUCUCUGCUUCUAGCAUGGACAGAAUUGACAGGAUUAGUAGAUCAGCCUCACAGAGGAGGUCUUUUGGGUGGAGAGGCAGAAAACGCAAUUCACUGACUCCUAGAUCAACUCUGUUUCCUUGUCCGGGUUGCCAGCGGGAUAUUGACCUCGGAGAACGUGGCAUCAAUGGCUUAUUUCGCAACUUUACUUUGGAAACCAUUGUGGAAAGAUACAGACAGGCAGCCAGGGCAGCCAUUGCUAUUAUGUGUGAUUUCUGCAAACCUCCACCUCAGGAGUCUACAAAGAGCUGCAUGGACUGCAGUGCAAGCUAUUGCAAUGAAUGUUUCAAAAUACACCAUCCUUGGGGAACUCUGAAAGCCCAGCAUGAAUAUGUAGGACCAACCACCAACUUCAGACCCAAGAUUUUGAUGUGUCCAGAACAUGAAAUGGAGAGGGUAAACAUGUACUGUGAAAUCUGCAGAAGGCCUGUUUGUCAUCUCUGUAAACUGGGUGGAUGUCAUGCAAACCAUAGAGUAACAACCAUGAGCACUGCCUACAAAACCCUUAAGGAGAAGCUUUCAAAAGAUAUCGAGUACCUCAUCAGUAAGGAAAGCCAGGUGAAAGCUCACAUCACACAGCUGGAUCUGCUGCUGAAAGAAACAGAGUGCAACAGUGAAAGAGCUAAACAAGAAGCAUCUCAGAGCUUUGAGAAAUUAUAUCAUGUUCUGGAAGAGAAGAAAUCUGCAGCUCUUAGGGCAAUUGAAACUUCUAAGAAUAUAAGGCUGGAAAAAUUGCAAACGCAGGUGGAAGAAUAUCAAGGGCUCCUGGAAAAUAAUGGCCUUGUAGGAUAUGCUCAAGAAGUGCUUAAAGAAACUGAUCCCUCUUGUUUUGUUCAAACAGCAAAACAACUUCAUGUCAGAAUCCAAAAAGCUACUGAAUCUCUGAAGACCUUUAGGCCAGCAGCUGAAACUACUUUUGAAGACUUUGUGGUGGACAUUGCUAAGCAAGAAGACAUCCUUGGUGACUUGUCCUUCCAUUCCAAUGGUCUAGAAAUACCAGAAAUCAAUGAAGAGCAGAGCAGAAUGUACAACCAAGCUCUGAUCAGUUGGGAAUGCCCUGGGAAGACAGACUCAGCUGACAUCUAUGUUCUUGAGUAUCAUAAGCUAAAUAGAGAAGAGGAGAAUGUGACAUGGCAGAAGACUGAAGUUUGUGGCAAGAGCAAAGUAGUGUCUGAUCUAGAUGAUGACAGCAGCUAUGCCUUUAGAGUUCGAGGAUAUAAAGGGUCCAUCUGUAGCCCUUGGAGCCGAGAAGUUAUUUUGCGUACACCUCCAGCUCCAGUUUUCAGUUUUCUUUUUGAUGACAAAUGUGGGUACAACAAUGAACAUCUCCAGCUGAACCCAAGAAGAACCUCUGUGGAAAGUAGGGCUGGAUUUCCUUUACUGCUGGGAUCUGAGCGCCUGCAGGUUGGAUGUUACACAACCCUGGAUUACAUCAUUGGUGACACUGGGAUUGCCAAAGGGAAGCACUUCUGGGCCUUUCGUGUGGAAGCCUAUUCAUACCUGGUAAAAGUGGGAGUUGUUCCUAGCAACAAGAUACAGAAAUUGUUCCACAGUACCCAUGAUGUGACCAGUCCAAGAUACGAGCAAGACAGUGGUCAUGACAGCGGGAGUGAAGAUGCCUUCUUUGACUCAUCACAGCCUUGCACACUGGUCACUUUAGGCAUGAAGAAGUUCUUUAUCCCCACUACACCUGCUGCUCUCAAGGAUCCAGCAAGCAGAAUCCUUCCCCUGCCGUCAUGCUUGGGCAUUUGCCUUGACUGUGACAGAGGCAGGGUAGGGUUUUAUGAUGCAGGCCGUAUGAAAUGCCUUUAUGAGUGCGAGGUGGAUUGCUCUGGCAUAAUGUACCCAGCAUUUGCUUUAAUGGGUGGUGCUGCAGUUCAUCUUGAGGAAGCUGCCACAGCAAAGUACAGGGAGUACAAUGACGACAUCUAGUGCAGUGAUCUCUUCCCAUUGCUGUUCUGAGAUGGAAAAUGAAAGCAGAAGAAUUCUACCUUAGUUUUCAGUCCUGAUUAAUUAUAUUCUACCUACGUGUUGCUCACAA
Pipra filicauda (Wire-tailed manakin) is the source of this 2388-nucleotide messenger RNA. RefSeq names its product tripartite motif containing 36 (gene TRIM36). NCBI's taxonomy places the organism in Eukaryota, Metazoa, Chordata, Aves, Passeriformes, Pipridae. Gene Ontology annotation, molecular function: protein binding; zinc ion binding. Bases 93 to 2279 code for a protein of 728 amino acids. The transcript is spliced from 11 exons. The record is from RefSeq and is a predicted model, not a curated record.